AAUGGAUAUUAAAAAACAGAAUUCUAGCAAAAAUGAAAUUGAUGAGGCAACGUACAAUCAGAUUGCUACAAUGUUUCAAAGACCGUCACAAGUUGAGAAAAUAGAUGAAUUACUUAAGAAAGCUGAAAGGAAAAAGGCAGCUGUAGAGGCAAUGUUAAGAACUGGUGUUCAAUCACAGCUAGAGGGUAUUCGAUCAGCUAUUUCUCAUAUGCAAGUAACCGCUGAAGAAGUUUUGCAAAUUGGAAAGAGUAUGCAAGAAAUUGGCGAAAAAUUGCAAUCUAUACCAGAAACUCGCAAUCGUUUAAGUAUGCUAUCAAAGGCAAACAGUCAACAUAGUCAAUAUGCGAUUGCUGUGGAAAAUUUUAAACAUAUUUUUAAUUUAGUGGACACAGUAGAGAAAACACACGAGUACAUUUUAGAAAAUAAACUUUUACAUGCACACAAAAAUAUUAUGGAAUUGGAGAAUGCGAGAGAUGAUUUAAUGUUUGAAGUACAUAAAUUGAACUCUGAGCGGAGGGAAUAUGACAAAAAUUUGCUCAAAAAUUAUUUUACCGAUCUUGACAAACUUGUAAAUGAUCUUGCUAAACAAGUUUGGUAUAUUUGUUCGAGAGCAUUAGAAGCCGUUCAAGGGAAUGACAGUGCACUUCAACAAUUAGUUUCAGCGUUAAGGAUUAUUGAAAGGGAAGAGAGGAUUGACACCUAUUACUUGGACCAAAGACCAGUUUCCAACGAUUUUAUGCCUCCCGGUCGACCACGGCAAUGGCGACGACAACUUUUCGAAGUAUUAGCUAAAAAUGUACGGGACAGACUAGAAGGCAAUCAAUUAGAAGAUAAGGCAAUAAAUAGGCAAUGGUUGGCAAGAUAUUUAGAAGCUUGUAGACGUAAAGUUGUUUCUGAUUUAAAACUUGUAAAAACUUGUCUUGCUGCUUGUUUUCCACCUGAUUAUAAUAUUUAUGAUCGUUAUAUUAAAUAUUAUCAUGAUAGUAUUUCUUUUCAAAUCAAAAACAUUGCAUCCAGCCCUUUAGAAAAGAAUGAGCUUGUACAACUUUUAAGUUGGAUUCAGGCAUAUCCUGGUAAGCAAAUGCUUGGUGAUCCCCAUUUGGGCAUCCAAGCACAAUCUCUUGUACAAGAACAGCCACUUUUGCCUCGUUCCACAAAAAAUCAUUUAUGUGAUCGGGAUAUGCAUGAUUGGCUUAAUAAAACAUUAAUUCAAGAGAAGGAUGAUUGGUACAAACAUGUUUUGCCUGAAACUGACAAUGAUAAACAUUAUUAUACCCAAUUACCAAGUAUUUUGUUUGGAAUGGUGGAAGACACGGUAGCUCUUUCGAAAGAAAUUUCCCAAGAUAUUAUCCCUCGUGUUAUUGAUAUUGCUGUAGAUGAAUUUGCUAUUUUUUCUGGGAAAUAUAAGGAUGCUGCAAUGGCUUAUAAAGGAAAGCAUUUUGAAGAUCGUUCUCUUUUUCAACAUUAUACAGCUACAAUUAUUGCAAUUGCUAACAAUUUGGAUAUUUGUCUUGACUCUACAGAUAAACUUGAAAAGAAUAUUCGUUUAACAAUGGAAUCUAAUGGCACUGGGGGUGCAUUAUCACCAACAGAACAAUUGGGAGAUUUAAAUGGAAAUGGGUCUCUUACUACACGUUCUACAGCUGGCGGAUUUUCUGUUGUUAAUAGACAAGAAUUAAUUGACAAAAUGGAACAAUUAAAAAAGAAAUUUGAUGUUGGAAUACAAUUUACAAUUUCUGCUCUUCUGGAAGAAGUUUUAGAAGAUAUUAUUAAACAUUUAGAGCAAAUAAUGACACGUAGUUGGUUAAUGGGAUCUAAUGAUUUGGAAACUAUUUGUAUUACAAUUGCUGAUUAUUUUAAUGAUUAUAAACAUUUACGUGGACAUAUUAGAAGUAUGUUAAUGAGAGAAUUACUUUUUAAACUUGUUGCUGAAUUUAUGAUUGGGAUUGAUGUUCGUCGAUUAACUUUCAACAAAUAUGAGGAGCGCCAUUUGGCUGUUGAACGACUAAAGACCGACGCUAAACGAAUUCAACAACUUUUUUCUAAAUUUUUCGACGAUCCCGAAUUUCAGAUGCCGGCAAUAGUUAAUAUUCUUCCUGCUAUUGGAGAAGUGUUGGAUUUAAGAGAUAAAACACUUUUGGGACUUGAAGCCUCUUCCCUUGUUCGAAAAUAUCCAGACAUUCCUGUUGAAUAUCUCACUUCUUUAAUACAAAUACGUGAAGAUAUUGGACGAGCUGAGGCUAAAAAUAUUGCUGAGGAGGCAGUCAACAAUGCUCGUUAUCACCCUAAAGGAGAUCAAGAUGCUCAAAAACUCUUUCAAAUGUCCAAACCAGGUUUAACUUCAAAAACUGGAAGAGCAUUGCCCGCACUUGAAUCAACAAUGCAUAAUAUGUUUGCCACAAUUAUAACAACUACAAAAGGGGGAAUACAGGGAAAUAACAAGUGAAUAAUUCUAUUAAAGAUUACAUACAAAUUUAUCAGGAAAAACUCUUCCCUUUUUAAAUGAUCUUUUAGGUUCCUUUGAGUUUUGGUAACAAAAGUC
This is a messenger RNA of Meloidogyne enterolobii, 2542 nucleotides long. Lineage: Eukaryota; Metazoa; Nematoda; Chromadorea; Rhabditida; Meloidogynidae. The record is from the annotation of a GenBank genome assembly.